ACAGACUUUCCUCCCUUGCAAUGAAACGCUGAGGUUUUCCAGAACUUUUUGAAAGACUUGUUCUUUCUUUUAUAAAAAAAGUCUUUAGAUGGAUGCCUUGCGCUCAGAAGCAUUUUCUCGCCUGAAGCCCUUCUGUGUUCAGCUAACCCGCGAACACACCCGGGAAAAUAUUGCAAAGCUUUUCACUGCGCUGCAGUCUGUGGACAUUGUAUACCUUCAAGACCUUCAGGAAUAUGUCAUCUUUCCAUUAAGAAUUAUUCUUAAACAUCCAAAGAAAAGUUCUCAGGACCUCUAUCUGGACCUUUACGCAUGCAUGGAAUAUGUGUUGGGUCACACGAAGGUCACGAGAUGGGACUUGUUUCAUGACAUCUUCCACACGGCCACCACCAUGCUGUCCUGCCCGACAGACCAGAGCAAAGUGGCCCAUCUGAGCGAGGAGUUGAAGAUAGCUAUCAUACAGACCCUGAGGACGUUGGUGAAGAACGCUGAGUGCAGCGUGGUGCAACAACUGUAUGGGGUGAUGUGCCUACCCCUUCUGGGCCACUCCGUGUCACUGCUUCUUAACAUUGCUGAGAUGGAGCGAGCUCGCAACCUUCGGAUACUGGCCAUGGAGUGCCUUCUGGACUUCAGUCAGGCAGAUUCCAAGUUGAGCGCAUGCAUGAAGGCCGACAUUGGUAACAUGUAUGCCUCAUUUCUGCCUGGAAUCUCUGUAACACUGUGCAAGAUCAUCACAGGGGACACCAAGCAGGGAUAUGCAGUCACUUCAAAGGCCAUCUACGUGUGGAUGCGUAUAGUGAGCCUGGUGAUGGAUGACAGACUGCUGGAGAUCUACAGAAACAAGCAGAACAGCAAGUCACAGCAACAGAAGCAACUAGAUGAGCGCCUGGCUGGGCUGGUGGUAACCCGUGACAACGGCUGGCUGGCCUCGACCAGUGACAAUCUGUGCAUCCUGGUGAAGCAGGUGACCAAUGUGAGGAGUCACUGUAACUGGCGUGUGCGGCUGGGCCUUGUGGAGUGUGCUGAACACCUGCUGCUGCACUGUAACAGUUCCAUGAAGGCAUGUGUGCCCCACUUCCUGGAGAUCCUGGUGUCCCUGAUCAGUGACGACUAUUCCAAGGUUGCCGAGGGCAGCAGGCACGCGCUAGAGCUCUUCUCCACCAGCCAGUCGGUCACAGACCAGCAGCACAGGCUAACGGAGCUACUGGAGGACAACAUGCUCAAACUCACCACCUCUCUUCCCAGGCAGAUACAGACUGCUGAGGAAGAAGACAAACUGUCACUGCUCAAUUUGCUGAUUGGCUACCUAGGCCUAUUAGGUACGAAGGUUCGGGGCAUGCUGCUGUCCCUGCCCCAUCUCAAACGUCUAUCCCUGGCCUUGCUACAGAUCCUGGAGCUUGAGUGCUCUGACAUGAAGAUUGUGGAGGAACGCACAUGUAUCACUGGACAUGGGAGCAGUGCGGUGUCCUCCUCUGGGGCCACCAGCAUCAUCCGUCCACGCAGGCACUUCAAACACUUCAAUAACGAGCGGAUCUACGACAAGGUUCGAGGUGUGUGUCAGUUGCUCGGUUACUAUGGAGACCUGCAGGUGCUCCUCGACCACUUCCUGGACGUGUUCCACGAGACGAGCCUGUUCAGACUGCAGGCCACACUUAUCAUGAAUGAGAUCAUGUUGGGAACAACCGGCGAGACAGCAUACACCAACAACUCAAAGAAUGGUCGCAGCUGGCAGACGCAUGGCAAAGAUGAGCUUUCAGCUGUUGUCAGAAUGUUAGUGGAUGAGUAUUUAAGUCCAGUGAACUUUGACCUUGUGACCUCUGUGACCGCUCAGUCUGGGAAGGUUCAGUCGUUGGAUCAUCAACUGAGACACCUGGCUGUUACAAACACUUCCCCAGAAAAUGAUUUAUCAGCUGCCAAACUGAAUCGCAAUAUUUUACAGAUUUCCCUGUUUUUGGAAGGAUUUGGUAACUUUGCAAAGAUCUUGAAGACCGGGUUUGAGCCCCUGUUGAUGUCAGCUCUGUAUCCAAUGUUAGAGAAACUGGGAGAUGAGUCAGCCGUUAUUUCCAAUACAGCAUUAAUAGCCCUCGGGGAUGUUUGCCAUGCAUGUAGAUACAAGUCCAUAGACCAGCUGAUCCGAGAGAAUGCCGACUACCUGAUGAACUCCAUAUCCCUGCGACUAAGACACCUGGACAGGAACAGGAAGUGUCCCCUGGUUCUCAAGGUCAUGUUGCAGUAUAGCAGCGCCCAGUUACUGCCCCUGAUACAGGACACCGUGCAAGAGAUCCUGGACUCACUGGAUGACAACUAUGCAGAAGAGGCAGCCAUGUUUAUGGGUGUACUAAAUGAGCUGGCUAAAGCCGUGGUCAGAUGGUUUCCUGACAAACAUAAAUGCAGGAACAGUGAUAAACAUGAAGACAGGGAACAAAAGAGCCAACAGGGGGCCAGUAAGGGUCAGAAGUGCAACAAUGGUGCUGGGCCAUCAGAAGGUGAUGGGAUAGGAGCUCUGGCUGGUACAAGGAAUGGGGUCAGGAAUGGGGUCGGAGCAGCGUGUUGUGAGGGGUGUGGUUGUGUGGUGGGGGAUGAUGAUGGGGAUGGGGAUGUCAGAGAAGGGACUGUGAAAAUUAGAGGGGAUGAAAGAAAAGGGUCUGAAGGGGCUGGCAACACAGGAAAGGGGGAUGCAUUGAAGAGGAUAGUUGAGGUGGAACGGGACAUGUUUCAAGAGGUGGUGGAUAUCAACUGUAGUGACCGGGUGCAUGUGUAUAAGAAGUGUUCCAGUAAGGUUACAGUUAAGGCUGGGACAGAAGCUGUAGGAAGUAAUGUGUGCCAGCAGUGCUUGAAGAUGUUGACCCUGCCAGAGGACUGUAAGCAUGUGGACAAUUCGGAAAACCUGAUAUGUAAGUGUCCCAGAAUGAAAGACCCAAGCGAAAACCACUUGGGUUUGUCAGGACAGGGGGUAGGGCCUUUUGCACUGCGAAUGUCAGGACAGAGUGUUGGGCAUGUCUCCCUAGGGGAGGGGGAAGAUUUGGUGCAGGGGCAGUUUGAUGACGUAGAGCCCUCUCUAGAUGGCGCCACUUUUUCACUGCCUAACGGUACCACAGAGUGUGAACGCUGCCGUAAAACACUUCCAGCAAGUCGCUGUGUCCAGUGCAUCUUCAAGCGCUUCAACACUGUGAAAAACCAUCUUAAGGAAAAGGAGGCUAAAGAUGCCAAAGACAGAAAUUGUGAAAAUUUUGAUGAAUUGGCAGUUACUGAAACACUCUGUAAAGCAUGUAAAUUAAAGGCAGAAGAAUCUUCAACCAGCAAAGUCUGCUUGGAAUCUGAGAUCGCCGGUUCUGCACCCACAAUAAGUGAUGUCACUGCAAAGGAAGUAGAAGAGCUGGCCACCUACUUUUCUGACCUCCUUGCACUGGAGAAAGAGUCAGCAGGGGAGAUAACUGAGGAAGACCUAGAGAACUUUCAGCCGACCCAAGAUGACCUUGACCCCACUGACCCCCCAGAGGUCGCGCUACCCCUGCCCGGGCACGUGGUGGCAGUGCGGGAGGUGAUGUUGCGAUGUAAACACAUCCUGUCCUCCCCUAGACCUCAGCUCAGACUACUGGUCCUGGACACCAUCAGCCAUACCUGUCUCGCUCUGGACAAACAUCAGGAUGAGUUACUUCCACUGAUUCACAAGAUCUGGCCUCCAUUUAGUCUGUGCUUUGCAGAUGAAGAGAAGCUGGUCACCAUUAAGGCCAUAGACGUACUUUGCACAGUGGCCCGCUGCUCAGGAGACUUUGUGAAGCAUCGGGUGACAAAGGAUGUGCUACCCAAGCUGGCUUCAUUUCUCCAGAACCAAUCUGAGAUCAGCGUACAUGCUGGGGCAUCGUACCAGUUCACUGUCAACUAUAAACUGCAGCUUGCCAUAUUGAACAACAUCAGCUCCAUUGCUCAAAUGGCAUGUAUCAAGGGAAGUAAUCUGGACUUGAUCACCACAAGUUGCCUCCCUUACCUACAUAGCCGACAGCCAAGCACUUUACAGAAGGCAUGUAUAGAGUGUUGCCGGGGGCUGAUUGACAUCGAUCCAGACCUGAUCUGGCUCAAACUCUGCCCUCUUUUCUGCCCCAAGGCGUAUGAACCACCAUCAGGCAGCUUCAAACCAAUCAGGGGCCUUAGCAAGCUGUCCACUAGCAAUCCCUACACCGGGAACAUCACCCGACUCAUGGCGGAUACCAAGCUGUUGUAGCAAACCUUCGCCAGACAUGCCAGAUUGUGUUCAGGACACUCCUGUAUUCCAUCCAUGAUCAACUGUCGAGUCCGACUUAAAACAGCUGGAUGUGCAAAGCCAGGGAUUCCAUAUGCCAUUAUGUUUUUCUUGCUUUGUGAUUAAAUUUUAGGCAAUUUCAUGUAAUAAGAAUAAAGCAAUUCACUAUUUAAA
Dreissena polymorpha is the source of this 4411-nucleotide messenger RNA. RefSeq names its product TELO2-interacting protein 1 homolog. The coding region runs from base 89 to 4219 and encodes 1376 amino acids. The record is from RefSeq and is a predicted model, not a curated record. The transcript is spliced from 23 exons. Gene Ontology annotation, cellular component: cytoplasm. Gene Ontology annotation, biological process: chromatin remodeling. NCBI's taxonomy places the organism in Eukaryota, Metazoa, Mollusca, Bivalvia, Myida, Dreissenidae.